Messenger RNA from Kluyveromyces lactis, 570 nucleotides. Its product is annotated as acetyltransferase. The record is from RefSeq and is a predicted model, not a curated record. The coding region runs from base 1 to 570 and encodes 189 amino acids. Gene Ontology annotation, molecular function: galactoside O-acetyltransferase activity. Lineage: Eukaryota; Fungi; Ascomycota; Saccharomycetes; Saccharomycetales; Saccharomycetaceae. The transcript has a single exon.
AUGACAAGGAGCGAAAAAGAGAAGAUGCUUAUAGGUGAGCCAUACUUAUGUAUGGAUCCUGAACUCGUAGAAGAAAGACUCAAAGCACGUCAAUUGGUUUACGAUUUCAACCAGUCCAAACCAGAAGAUGAAGAGCUUAGAAAACGGAUUCUAGAUCAGUUAUUGGGAAAGCACUACAACGCCUUUAUUGAACCAAACUUUCGUUGUGAUUAUGGAUCUAACAUCACUGUCGGAAAGAACUUCUACGCCAAUUUCGAUUGCAUUAUGUUAGACGUUUGUAAAAUUGAAAUUGGUGAUGAUGUUCUGCUGGGACCUGGUGUACAUAUAUACACAGCGUCACAUGCUCUGGAUCCUAUUGAACGCUCGAAAGGCGUGGAGUUUGGUAUCCCAGUUAAAAUUGGAAAUAGAGUCUGGAUUGGUGGAAACGUGACAAUCUUGCCUGGUGUUACAAUUGGUGACAAUGCUGUUAUUGGAUCUGGAAGUGUGAUCACUAAAGACGUUGAUGCUAAUGUCGUUGUGGCAGGUAACCCUGCAAAAUUUAUCAAACACAUCGAAUUGAACAAGAAAUAA